Messenger RNA from Pseudocercospora fijiensis CIRAD86, 1371 nucleotides. RefSeq lists its product as uncharacterized. The transcript has 9 exons. The record is from RefSeq and is a predicted model, not a curated record. Bases 1 to 1371 code for a protein of 456 amino acids. NCBI's taxonomy places the organism in Eukaryota, Fungi, Ascomycota, Dothideomycetes, Mycosphaerellales, Mycosphaerellaceae.
AUGGGCUUAUUAGACAUCCGCCUCCUGUCCAGCCUCCUUCAUCAACCACUACCACACACAGUUAUACUUGCCGCGUCAAAGUCAAUAUAUGAACCUUGCUUGAUCGGACAUCCGACAAGGUUGAAGGUUCCAAGGCCGAUGCCAUACAUGGAUCAUGGCAUGUGGGCGCACGAGGGAAACAAGUUACUGCUGAAAGCGUCACCAUGGUCGGCGCCGCCUCCUCUACGACGCCAUGUAAGUGAGAGGAGUUCACCGGCCGCAAGAUAUGCAGAUGACACACAUCUCGACACGCCCGAGGACACAAGGCCAGAGUCGUCCGAAGACCAGCUGCCAGCGACCAUCGAUGGCUUUUUCACACAGCAUGGCAUCAGGCUGACGCAGCAUGCCUCCGGACUUCCUUCGCUGGCGAACAAUCUCUCUGGGCAGCUUCACCCUUUGCUGAGCGACAACAUACGGCGACUGGACUUGCAUGUGAAGGUUUCGCUGCGACCAAUACAUAAUCCUACGAGCGCAUACGGUAAGCUUGUCCACGUUCUUAGUCCACGAAAAGCUAUGAUAGUGGUUGAUCAGCACAUCGAGCGCUUGUGGGACAAUGUGCCGAUGCUCUUGUCACAGCUCCCACGUCUCAGGCAGUUCUCCUUAACUCUUGAUAGUCUCUUUGACUCGACUCCACGCCCAAGAGACUACCAGAGACUGAGGCUCUUCCGCAAUAAUCGACUAUGGGGAAGUAGGUCAGAAAACCUGCAGAACUCGGAUUUCCAAGAGAAGGCCACAGCUGUGUUAAUUCCCUUGCUGAGAGGACUGGCGAGAGGCAAGGAACUCGACAGAGUUGCAAUCAGACAUGUGCCGGUCGCCACGCUCAAUCAACUUGAAGUCAUAAGCGGCGAGCACCUGAGCGAUGAGGAAGUAGCAAGAGCGUUCCUGAUCAUGCCGGGCAGAGAGGUCGUGCUCAAGGGAUUGGAACUUGGCCGCAAAGACUCGUUUCUCGACCCUCCAAUCCCAGACUCAGACAAGCCGCCUCCUCCUCCAGCGAAGACCAUAAGACCUUACAAGUCAACUCCUCACUUACAGUCAAGUCCCAAAGAUCGAGAGGGCGCGAAUCGAAAAAACCGCGGACGACUGCCACUCAUAGGGGGUAGUCAUGGUCUGAGCUACAUCACUGUUUUAGUGCUUUAUGGACUCCACGAAUAUGUACAUAGCACAAUGCAAGCGUCUUACUUCGCGUCUAAUCGCGGGCUUCUGAACAACAGCGAUCGGUGCCAUCAUGUUCUUCUCUUGCGAAUAAACUUUCACCGGAUCAUUGGUGUCAUGAGCGAGUUGACUACCUUAUCAACGGUGUAUUAUGCAUUCGCGAAGCCGGUCGGAGACUAG